UUGAUGUACUAUGUUGCCUUUUUUGGAUUGGAAACCUAAUUUACGUUUGAUUAGUUUAGGUAAGACUCUCUCUAGUAUACAUGUAUGAGGAGAUAUUCAUUCUCCAUCGGGUUUUUGAAUUAAAAACAAUUAGGUUUUGAUGAGAGAGGCUUUGGAGAGACACCAUUGUAGCUUUUUUGAGCACUUGUUCUUGCUUGAUAGUGAAAACCUUUGCUUGUUGGAUUUCCCAUGGACAUAGGCUUGGGCUGCAAAACGUCUUAGAGAUAGCGACCUAGUACGCAAGUCAAACCAAUUUGCAACUAAUUGAUUGUGGUAUUUUCUUUACGCGAGCAAGGAAGCUGCAGAGCAAUGAGAAAAUAGAUGGCAUGGAAGAGGGGGAAAUAGCAUCUGACAAGAAAUGCCCAAGUGAAACACUCAAAAAUGAAAGCUUGAUUCUUUCUGUUAAAAUCCCAAGGCCGAGAUCUCAGUUUAUACAACCAAUCAAUAACAUAACUGAUGGAGAUGAUUUCAGGAUUAUUCAAAAUAAUGAAUACAGCAGAGCAAGAUCAGGGAGUAACAGGGAUAAACACUUGAUUCUGUGGAGUGAUGACUAUGGUAAAGAUGAGGGGCAUAAGAGAAAUCUGCAAGAAAUUGAGGAGAAUCAUGUAAAUUUUUAUCUUCCUUCAAGAAAAAAUCUGAAAAUUCACAAUUGGAGUGAUGAUGAAAAAAUUUUGAGCCCUAAACAUGGAAGAAGUGAUUAUACUUUGACAGAUCAAGAUGAAUGUUUGGAUUAUACUCAUGCUAGAAGGAAGGGUGAAGAGUACAUGAGGAGGAAGUAUGACUAUGAGGUGAAAGUUUCGCAUGGUUACAAAUCUAGGGAAGGUUAUCUCCCUGGAAAGAGAGCGAGAAUCAGAAGGAAGGGAGAAGGUUCCCAAAGGAGUCAUCAAAUUACCAGUAGUCCUACCAAAAGAUAUCAUGUUAAUAGCAGAAGUUACUGCAGUGAUAAGGUUAGAGUGGAAAGCUCAAGUGAGCAAACAAGAAUGAAGCCACCGACAGCAGACUCAAUUGACUGUUGUGAUCUUGGACAACUGAAAUCAUCAUCUGCUGCAUUUACAAAGCAUCAUGAGCAAGAAACCCUGAAGCAAUGUUAUUUUUUGAGGACACAAAGAGAAGAUGAUAACUCCACUACCAAUGAGCAAGACUUGAAAAGGGGUCGUUCUAAAUUGGAGCGCUGGACGAGUUAUGAUGAGGAUUAGAGAAGAUGUUAAAAAACUGAAGAAAUCAGAGUUGAGUUCAAGUGUCCAAUCAAACAUCAACAUCUUGCUAAGAAGCCACAUCUUUCUGCAGCUCAAAUGCAUGUAGAUCAGACAACCUCAAAGUUUUCCAAGCGGGUGAUCACUGCAAGUUGCAAAUUACAGACCGUAAAAACUCUCCAUUGGAAUUUCUUAUACAAAUUAUGAACCCUUUCUAUAAUGUAAUUAGUCUCUCUUUAGAACUAGUUCCUCCCCCACAUCUAUAGAUAUUCAAGGUCAAGUAUAAUGAAAUAAAAACAGAUACUGAAAUUGUAAGUGUCUUGUGAUAUUGGUUGUACUGUAGCUGUAGCAAGAGGCUUUCGGUCCAUCAUACGUUGAACUUGGUAAAUUUCUAUGACAAAGAAAACUUGGAUGUAGCUUCCCAAGUGCUAUUUGAUACUUGAAGGUUU
Molecule: messenger RNA, 1681 nt
Organism: Camellia sinensis
Lineage: Eukaryota; Viridiplantae; Streptophyta; Magnoliopsida; Ericales; Theaceae
Source: RefSeq, a predicted model, not a curated record